Messenger RNA from Nomia melanderi (Alkali bee), 5601 nucleotides. NCBI's taxonomy places the organism in Eukaryota, Metazoa, Arthropoda, Insecta, Hymenoptera, Halictidae. The record is from RefSeq and is a predicted model, not a curated record.
ACGAAUAUUUCUAGCGUAAUGCGAAACUUUGAUGCUUCAUAACUUUUGAACCAAUACUCACUGUCAAAAAGUUUAAAGUCUUGGCUGUACAGAACAAGGAGUUUAACAAUAUAUGUUAAGAUCAAGGUUGUACAACGGUUACUCCUUUUGUGGAUAAGUACGAAAACUCUUCAUUCCCGAAGAUAUUUUUCUGAAUAUCUAAAAAACUAAGGUCGAGCGAUGGUAACACCUAUAGAAAAGGGUUAUUCAGAAUCAAGUUUCCCAUAACUUAUUUCAGGCUCAUCGAAAUCCGCGAGGAAUCAGUGUUGUAAAUAAUUACCGCAUUUUCUACUCGUCGUAUACGUUGUAUUAUAAGUUUAACAUUAAAGAGCUUACGCAAAAACGAUUGCACCGUUACCGUCAAUCGUCACUUUGUAACGUGACCUGCUAAUAACACUUCAACGACACUAAUGUGCUUCUCUUUGAUGCGCGUAAUCUUGAUGAGCGCAUGACGGAUUACAGUGGUUGAGAUUAGAUUAAUCAACAGUUCUUGUCUUCGUAUUUAUAAAAUGUAAAGUGUAUAUGUUUUCUGGCAAUAGUCUAAUGUCCAUCAUCGUGAGAAUGCAAUACCGAUAUUGCUUUCCUUAGUCUGUGAUUGUAUGUACGGCAAUUAGCAAUCGUUCAAGUACCGGACACUGUUAUCAAAACAAUUUUGAUCUGUAUUACGACAGUUCGUGAUCGGCGAAGAUAAUAGAUAUUCAAUUGAACGCGAGUUGUACCAUUGUGACGCUUGUCAAGUGAACAGCAAGCAUUCAAGAAUGUGACAGUGAACUAGAAAAACGGUGAUGAUAUUGCGUAUGAAAAUAAUACGCCACGGAAUAUUAAAUCAGUCGGAAGGAAAGUGCUGUGAAGGAAUAAUUAUGUGAGAUAAUGCAACAUCAAAAACGUUUUAAUUUUUACGUUAUCAACGAACAUUUUUAUUAGUCAAUGAAUAUAACGUAUAUUUAAAAUUAUUACUUAAAUAUUACUUGGAUUCUUCGAUCAGUUUUGCCUUCGAUCGGUUCUUUAAAUUACGGUUUUAGGACAACAUCCUACGUCCAACAUAGUGCGAUAUUAAUAAGAAUAUUGUAAAAAUUGUUAAUACAUCAGUUUAGUGCAAGGAGAAAAUAUUUAUAAAUAAAAAAUGACUACGCAAGAAGCUACACAAGUUCCUCCGGAUGGAAAAUGGGGUUGGAUGAUCGUUUUAGCGUACGCUUUGAAUGGGAUCACAACUAUAUCUUCCCUGCACGGAUUCGGAUUAAUAUUUAAGGAUACGUUUCCUCGUUUUGGUUUCAAUGCCACGGAGGGAGCAAUUAUCAUAAACACGAAUUUAGCAUUUGGCAUGAUACUAGGAUUAGUUAACGGACCGCUGUUGCGUACCUUCGGGUACAGAAAAAUGGCGGUGAUCGCUAGCUUACUUUAUACUGUUGGAGUAAUCGCAACAGCGUUCAGCAGAUCCUUCACUUUAAUUAUUAUUUUCUAUGGUUUAUUUGCUUCACUCGGAAUGUGUAUGGGAAUGUCUGCCUUUUCGUACGCAUUAAAUUCUUACUUCACAAAGAAGAGGGGGCGUGCCAUGUCGCUAGCAUUAACAAUUAUUGGACUCGGUCCUAUAAUUACACCACAAUUAACAGUCCUCUCAAUUUCAUAUUAUGGAUUUCAGGGUACAAUAUUAUUAUUCGGAGCAUUUAGUUUGCAUUCAUUGGUCGGAAGUCUGUUACUUCAUCCGCUGAAAUGGCAUAAGAAGUAUGAAAAAAUAGAAGAGGAAUCGGCAAAUGGUGAAGUACCAGUGAACGAAAAGGAAAACAAACUUACAGACGAGAAAAGCCUUUUCCAAGAGGACGAAUGUUCGUUAAAUUCGACAUUGGAGUUAAGUAAUAUACAAAGGAAAAGAAAAACUACCAUUUCAACGAUCGAUCAUGACGCUGAAAUUGGAAGCAUAUAUGGAUUUGAUAUACCACUCGCACGACAAUUUUCGGAAUCGUUACACGUUGACAGCGUAAACAGUCAACGACACCUCAAUCGACAGUUUAAGAGCGUUGACACAAUUAACCUUGGGAGCAGCGUAAAAAUUUUUGACGAGAAGUUUGAUUUAAUGAAACGCAGUAAUCUCAGCGUUUCUAAAGGAAGUAAGCAGAUUCUCCAAAAAACGAUGGAAAGCGAUUUGUUAAUAGCAAAAAAUGACACGGAAACAACGUCAAGAAUAGCCAUUGACAGUAACCGGAAAUCCGACGAGAAGUCAAUCACAGCAGUAAUACGUGAGAAAGUGGUUCAGCUGUUUGAUCUGGACUUACUGAAAGAUCCGAUCUAUGUAAACAUUAUGUUAGGGAUGUCGAUAGCCAUUUUUGCCGAAGCAAAUUUUUCGCAAUUGACCCCGUUCAUUUUGAUGGACAUGAAACUGUCGAACCAGCAAAUUUCGACCAUUAUGAGUAUCAUUGCCACCAGUGACUUAAUUUUCCGGAGUUUAGCUGCUUUUCUCGGCGAAUGGCUUCGUCAGCCACCGAGGAUUAUGUAUAUGAUGAGUCUAGUCCUUUUAAUAAUCAGCAGAUCAUGUUUGAUAUUUGUCAAUGGAUUUACGGAAAUGAUGUUUUGUGCCAUUGGAUUAGGAGUUGCCAAAGGGAUUCGUUCGGUCUAUAUGUCUUUGGUAAUACCAGAUUACGUCCCCAUUGACAGGUUGCCGAACGCAUCGGGAAUUCAGAUGAUCGCUAAUGGUAUAAUACUUUUACUUGCUGGCCCUAUACUAGGUGUAAUUCGUGACAGUGCUGGAUAUUACGCACCCAGUAUAAUUGUAAUAAAUUCUGUCACUGCGUUCACAAUAAUACUUUGGUCAGUGGAGAUGAUUAUCGCGCGGAGGAGAAAACUGCGAAGAAAUCAGCAACUAGAUAACUGUUAAUGUAAAUACAUGUGAACAGAACACGGCUGAAUAACAUGUAGAUGCGAACUUUAGGUAAUUCUUUAUGGAAAAGUAAGAAAAAAUAUAAAAUACAAUUGUUUUAUUCAAUGUUUAAAUUUCGAGAAAAUCGAGUUUGAUAAUCGAGUUGAAAACGAGUCUAUCUACAGCACGUCUCACUUUAAUUUAUAAAUAAAAUUACCUUCGAAACUAUUCAUUAUUUAAAAAGUAUCUCAAAUAACAUUUUCUUUUGUUUCAAUGGGUUUUGGACGUAGAUUGAUUAACACUUUCUUGUAGAGCAUGAUCCGCUGCAAUAAUUGAUGCAAAACAAUACAUGGUCAUUCUUGAAAAAAUAGUAGCAAACUUUAUAUUUUCUACACAAGUCCAUCUAGAGACAAACUAAGUGUAUUAAAUUACUGCGCUCUCAAAUCAUAAAAAAUUGCACUUGACACAUUUUUGAAAUAAUGAAUAGUUUUGAAGAUAAUUGGAUGUGUAGAUUAAAAUAUAACACCCGGUACAGUGUCAUGACAAACAUUGACUCGAAGUUUAACUUAUAACCCCUAUGCUUGCAUGAUUCUUAAAAGUUACUAGAUUCAAGAAAAAUCAAAAAGAUAUUUUACCAACAAUAUGUUACGAUUAAUUACAAAAGUCUGUUAUAAAAUACUUCGUAUCACUCAUAUCACUUUAUAUCCACUAGUCCUCCAAUUAAGAAUAUGCUGGUUAAAAUAGAAUUUUCCAUAAUAGUAAACAGUUCAUGAAAAUAUUAUUGAUAAAGUAUUUUUUUUUGUUUUUCUUUAAACCUAAUUACUCUUAAAUAGCAUAUAAAUAUUCUUUAUGAGCAAAACAGAUGUUGCAUGGCGAAUUAUUAGCCGUAACUGUUCAUGUAUAAUACUAACUAUUUAAUUGAAUAUUCAAUUGCAUAUGUGCACAGUAGAUUCUCAAAUUUACUUUUAUCGAGAAAUGAACCUUAAACUAAAAUACUGUAUUAUAUAUUAUUUUUUUAUUUUUCUAUGAAGAAGUAUUCCAUACUUGCUUGUAGAUGUUAAUAAGCCAGAUCUUGUAUAAUUAUAAUUAUGUAAUAUAUGAUGUACUAUAUAGAUAGUUAAUUGUCAUUGCUAUACUGCCUCAUUUAUGCAGAGAGUUGUUAUAAAAGGGAGACAAUUUUAUAGGAUAAAUGAGCAACACACAUUGUUAUAUAUAGAAAGUAAUAGUGAACAGUAUUGAAUUGUAACUAUAAAUAUUUACCUAUUACUUUUAGUUUCCAGUACGUUUUUUAUAAUAAUAUUCAUACAUGAUAUUAAUUAUUUAAAUGAAUAUUAUUUAUAUGACAUUGUACGUAAUUACAAAAUUGUAUUACUAAAGAAUAGUAUAAGACAAAUACAUUUUGAUCACACUUUGUAUAGAAAAUAAUUUUUCAAAAUAUACUGAUGGUAAUGUAGUAUUAUUAUUUUCUAACAUUGAUUAUUGAGUAUAAUUGAAUCGAACAGAAACUAGUAAGUAAGACACAUUUACCAAUUAUCUCGUCUUUUCGAGGCCAUAUCUUAAUAAUAGUAGAUUUUAUGCAGAUUUAAACAUGAUGUAAAAUGUAUUGUACACUUAGAAGAAAAGGUAUCAAACCCGGAAAUUAAAAAAUUAAGAAAGAUUAAAGAUUAAGAGAAUAAAAUUUUAAAAUAAUUUUCAAAAUUUUCAAAAAUUUUGUUUUGCAGUCUUAUAGACAUGAAUUUUAUAAACCUAAUGUAUCUCUUACCGUUUUCAAGACAAUCCACAUGAAAGAAAAAUUUUCAUUCUUUCAAGGGGUGGUUUCACCCCUUCAAAGUGAAAUUCGGCAGGAAAAAAAUUGCAGUGUAUUAGGCUUGACUUACUCUAUCUACACACAAAAUUUCAUAAUUUAUUGAAUUUCCGGGUUUGAUACAAUUCCUUGUUAAUACCGUCCGUUGCUUGAAAGACGAGUCACGGAAGAAAUACGGGUCUAAGUGGUCAAAAUCUAGUGUGUUUUCGGCUCUAGUGUGCAAUUGGUCACGCAACGUAAAACCCCCCUUACUCCUGUGCCGUCUUGCGUUUCGUCUUUCAAAUAAGGAACGAUAUAUUGACCGUUAUAAUUUCCUUGAGAAAGUUGCUGUACUUCAUCCUCGAAUUCUUUUAUUUGAGGGUACCGUAACUGACACACAUACAUCAUUAACAUCUUUUACUUUUCCAAUUUCAUUGUUUUUACAUGAUCUUUUGACAAGGGCGUAAUUAAUAACAAUAACAAUUAAAUUAUACUUAUCCUCUACAUCUACUUAUAUUUAUUAGUCUAUUAUUUAGUGUCGAUAAUCAUGACGAUUUAUCAGGCGAGGUUUAAGCCCUUCAAAGGUUUCUCACUUCAGAACUGAGUUCUGCGUUUUAUCGAAAAUGCAGAAACUGUAUUUGUAAACCAUUUCUUCGUGUGUGGAAAAAAAAAUAUAUUUAUUAUACAUACUUUAUUACAGAGUGAUAGUAAGAGCUCUUUUAGUUCCUUACAUUUCUGAUGAUAAGGAAAAUUCUUGCUUCAAAUUUAAAUUUCCAAAGUUGUUAUUUUUCCAUUUUUCGAGACUAUUUGCAAUUCUAAUUUUUGAAUCUUCUUUCGUAAUAUUUCACAAGUUCAUUUUCAUCGAUAUCUAUAUCGCAUGUUAAAUUUUCAAUUUGUGUCAUUUAAUGAAGAAAUUGGAGAAAGAAUU